AUGGCGUCGACACAGACUAAGGCAGAUCUCUCAAACUGGCGGGAAGCCCCGUACAAUCAAUGGGCAUUCGUUAAUGUUGAUCAAGUCGUCGGCACCCACGAGAUCAAGAGAGGACCAUCAGUCCACCAGCUGGAGACUAGUGAGCGGCAACUCGACGAGUUCAGCAUCCAAUUGAAGGACAAAGCCCUGGAUCUCCCGAAGUUCAUCUCCGCGUCCGACACGGACGGCCUCAUCGUCCUGCAACAUGGCAAGAUCGUGCACGAACAAUACGUACGAGAGAAUGACCAGAAGUCCAAACAUAUCAUGAUGUCCAUGACCAAGUCGGUCACUGGUCUGCUUGUGGGCAUUCUCCAGAGCCAAGGCAAGCUCAAGGAGACCGAUUUGGUCGCGAAGUAUGUGCCGGAAGUUUCGGGCUCCUUUUACAAGGACGUCACUAUCCGACAGUGUAUCGACAUGCGCUCUGGUGCUGUUUACCCCGAUGGACAACAUGAAUAUCGAUGCGCUGCUGGAUGGAACCCUGAGAAUGGAAGUGAAAAGUAUACAACUCUCCACGGCCUCAUCACUCACUUUGAGCCAGAGUUAGCUAAAGACGAUCGCUUCGAGUACGUUAGCGUGAACACAGACUUGAUGGGCUGGGUCAUUGAACGAGCGACGGGGAAGACGUUCGCAGAGGUCAUCUCAGAACUGCUUUGGCAGCCUCUGGGAGCGGAAAGCGAUGCAUUAAUCACAGUCGACAAAGAAGGCAGCGCUCGUGCCGCAGGAGGGAUGUGCGCCACACUCCGGGACAUCGCCCGCAUCGGCCAGCUCAUCGUCGAAGGCGGCAAGGGCAUCAUCCCCUCAGCCUGGCUAGACGACAUCGUCAACGGCGGCAGCAAAGAAGCCUUCGCGCAAGGCGCCUGGGCAGCAGGCUUCGCCGAGGAUUUCUCAGGGCUCGCGUAUAGAUCUCACUGGCUUUCUGAUGCGCCGACUGAUGUCACGAUGGCGUUGGGGAUCCACGGACAGAUGUUGUUUGCGGAUCGCAAGAAUGGGAUUGUGGUGGCGAAGACGGGGUCGCAGCCGGAUGCGAUUGAUUUUGGGAAGAUCAAGAUGACGGUGUUGGCUUUUAAAGAGAUUGAGAGGAUUUUGUUGUCGUAG
Molecule: messenger RNA, 1134 nt
Organism: Zasmidium cellare ATCC 36951
Lineage: Eukaryota; Fungi; Ascomycota; Dothideomycetes; Mycosphaerellales; Mycosphaerellaceae
Exons: 1
Coding region: 1-1134 (377 amino acids)
Source: RefSeq, a predicted model, not a curated record